Molecule: messenger RNA, 5096 nt
Organism: Nymphalis io (European peacock)
Lineage: Eukaryota; Metazoa; Arthropoda; Insecta; Lepidoptera; Nymphalidae
Gene: Rsod
Exons: 23
Coding region: 84-4526 (1480 amino acids)
Biological process (GO): superoxide metabolic process
Molecular function (GO): metal ion binding
Source: RefSeq, a predicted model, not a curated record
UUUCACUUUGAAAGACAGAUAGUAUGGUUACUAUAACUUAGCGAAGUUUUAUUUGUGACGAAAAUGUAAAGAUUUUGAAUAAAAUGUGUAACAUACAUAGUCAUUUACCAAAGUUAUCGUGCUUAAUUUUCUUAGUGACCUUAUUAACAGAUGUAAGCGCUCUAGUACUACGAGCUUAUAUCUCACAACAUGGAUUGCAUGGAGAAAUCGAGUUCUCUAGUAAAAAUGAUACCCUUAUUGGCAUCAGAACCAACUUAAAACCGACUCUACAAUAUCCUGACGGAGUAUGGAAAUGGUCAAUACAUGAAUAUCCCGUAGAUUACAGAGAUGUGUCGAACGAAAGGUGUUCAGAAGCAAACCUUGGUAAGGAGUUGAUAGACCUGACAGAGGAACUAGGUUACUUGAUAGUGCCUGGCAAAGAUCAUGCAGAAUUCGAGAGUAAAAAUACGUUAACCGGUCCAAUGGGGCUCUGGGGCAAAAGUAUCAUAUUAGAAACAGCAGAUAGGGAUAGAGUCAUCUGUGCCUCCAUUUUAUCCACGGACAUGUUGUAUGAAAAGCAUGCUGUUGCAAGAUUUACUUCGCCCAUAGCCGGUACUUUAAAUUUUAGAUGGUUAACGACACGCGAAUUCGACGAGACUGAUUCCUAUGUCCAGGCCGACCUUUAUCACACCAAAGUUGUAAAAGAUAGUCUCGGUUACACCGAACACAAAUGGAAACUGUUCGUGACAGACAUAUUCGAUUCAGAUAAAGGCAGCCAUGAAGAUAACUGCAAUGUCCUUCAAUUAGUAUUCAAUCCUGAGAACAGCGGCGAGGGAAUGAGUGUUGGUGACCUGGAUAGCCGGCUAGGUCUCAUUAAGGUAGCGACUGAUGCGACGGAGAAGAAAACGAGGAAGUUAUACAAGGAUGAGGUUUUAAAUAUCUUGAGAAGUGACAUGGAAGCCACGAAGAGGAACCUUUAUGUUGUGAUAUUUGAUAAUAAACAUUCGGAUAGCUUCUUAGCUUGUGCUAAGUUGAGAGUGAUGCAGCCAAAAACUACCAAAGCUCUAAUCAAUAUGGACGGAAUUAGAGGCACCGUGGAAUUCAAACAGCGAUCUCCCUUUGAUCCGACAUGGGCGAAUUUCCAGCUGGGUGCUUCAGAUCAGGAUUACGAGUCCAAUCUUAGAUUUGUAAGCUCCAUGCUGCAGUACAGCAUUAGAGAGCUACCUCCGAAAGUUAUAGAUCCUGACAUGUGGAAAAGCGUUUGUAAUACUACGGGAAAUUUAUAUAAUCCUACUGGGAUUGACGAGAAGAAUGUGCCACCUCCAGGAAUGGGAACAAUGGACCAGUACCCAAUCGGUGACCUGCUGGGUAAAUACAAGGGUCGCACGGAAUACCUGAACCACAAGUACUUGUUGCCGGGUCUCGUGAACGAGCUCAGCGGAGCUUAUUGGGACGUCUUCUUGCCGCUCAGUGGCCGACAUAGCGUUCUGCAUAGAGCUGUGGUUUUGACGAGGAGACAACCAAAACACGAACUCUGCGCUACUAUCCUCCCUUACGAGUAUGGCACGGAGUAUCAGACCCAGAUGAGCACGGCGCAGGUGGUGUUCCGCUACCCCAUCGUCGGUAGAGUUAUACUGAGGCAGCCUCUGGAACGACCUUGGGAGGACACAACUGUCAUCAUCGAGAGCAUGGUACACGCGGAUGGCGCCAGCAUCAACAACACAUUCGAACAUCGCUGGGCUAUUCACGAGCACGCACCGGGCGGGGACUACUACAACUGGACGGCGCGCUGCCUCAGCGCCGGCCGCGUGCUGCAGCAGCGGGAUAUGGAAGUGGACGCGCGCAACCCGGAGCGCUCGUGCUCGUCCGCGCACGAGGGCCUGUGUCGUCUGGGGGACUUCACCACGAGGCACGGCAUGUUGUCCAUCGCGGGUAAGAAAGUAGACAGUGCUCGGCUCACGCGCCGGCUGUUCACAGACAGCCUGAUCGCGCUCUCAGGCGUGCGCUCUGUGCUGCGGCGUUCGCUCGUGAUAUACGACGACCACGGACCAGUCGCGCGCGGAGAGAGACUGGCCUGCUCCAUAGUGAAUGGUCUUCACCGACGCAAAGCAGUCGUCCAAGAUUGGUUUGGUAACGGGAACACUGUAGGGUUGAAAGGAAAGCUGGAGUUGACUCAGCAGUCGGAAUAUGACAUAACCAACGUCCAGGUAACGCUGGAGGGACUGGACGAAGAUAUCAGAAACUACAAGAUACAUAUGACUCCUAUAGAGAAAGAGUUGGAGUUUCCUUGUGAGAAGACGACAAUUUACGACACCUACAACCCAUUCCACGUGAAUAAAUCUCUCAGUCCUCCGACUGCUAAAGGGACCGCAGAUCAGUAUGAACUUGGUGAUUUGGGUGAAAAGUACGGUCUUCUUGAUAAUUUUAAAACGUUGACGACGUACUACAACGAGACGCAACUUUCUCUGUAUGGCCCUUAUAGUAUUUUGGGACGAUCCGUCGCCCUCCACAGGAAGAGUAAAGACCGUCGCUGGGCGUGUUCGUCCAUCGAGCGCGGCUACAGCCCGUCCGAGGCGCGCGAGAUCCGCGCCAUCGCGUCCUUCCACCACCCCGGCGGGUUCGCGCACGGCUACGUGCGUAUGACGCAACUAGUGCACGUCGACGGCAGCACCAGCGACACCAUCUUCGAGGUCAAGCUGCGACACCCUGGGGUCAGAGACACUAACCUCACUCACCACCACCGAUGGGAGGUGUUCGUGAACCCGGUGGGCGUGGACGCGGCGGUGAAGGUGACGGGCACGCGCUGCGUCGCCGGCGGCUACCGCUGGAACCCGUACUUCACACAGCUGGCGGACCCGCUUAAUCACGACCUUUACAGCCAAGAGUGUGGCGCCGACAAUCCCCUGAGAUGCGACGUGGGCGACUUGACGGCCAGACUUGGACCGAUUACCGUAGGUGGUCAGCGGCAAAUGUUCGUGGACAGCAACCUCCCACUUGAAGGAACUGUGUCUGCGAUGAGUCGCUCUAUCGUCAUAUUUGGUCCCGACCGGAGUUCUGAGCGCUUCGCGUGCGCUAACAUACUACCCGACAAGGAUAUUAUCAAGUUCGUCAAUAUUAUGAAGCCACCGAGAUUUGUUUUGGGUCAGUUCCUUGCGGAAGUAAGGCGAGUGAUGGGGGUACCGGAGUGGAUGGUGGGAGUGGACUCACGGCGCACGCGCGUCUUACACGCUGGCGCCUGCGUGCAGGUGUUGCUGCACUUUACAGGCCCUGAUGCCAGCAGACUAGAGCUAGAUUUUACUAGGUUACUAGCAUCAGGGCGGUUAGAUUCUCCGUCAAUAUUCAUCCCUGGCUUCGUCGACACCAAGCGGAAGAGAACCAUCUCAUAUCGCCAGUGCGGUGUCACUGACCCCAAUGAAAAGAAAAGAAAUUUGGAAGGUCCAUUCCUAUUCUUUGGACCGAAAUCUCUCGAAAAGUACAAACGGCCAGCUCUCAAGGCCUUAGACCAGGAUGACUUGAUGAAGAUUUAUGGAGAACAAGCGGCUAUCGUGGUGUUCAAUAACCAGGAUUCUGUUCCCCUGUCCAGUGGCGACUUCCCGAGGCUGAGAAAGAUGUUAGAGGGUCAAACUACAUUGUUUCUUCCACAGGACUUCUUAGACGUCCAUCCGGAUUAUAUAAUCAAUGAAACUCAGGUACUAACGCUGCAAGGGCCGUGGUCAGAGCGCGAUGCGCAGAUGACUGAGACUUUCGCUAGACUUCAGGACAUUUAUGGCGCUGGUCGUGUUUUGGGCAUUUUAGGAAAUUCUGUCUCUCAAAACCAGCCCUCUGACUACGAAGGUGAAUGGCUCCGUGUUCGUCGUCAGGCAGAUGAUGAGAGCAUUACCACGAGUGCACCGACCGCCGAUGAUGAGAAACCGGCUCGGGUGUUGCCGAAAUACGCACUUUAUAAUGCUACGGGUCCUCCAGGCAAAGGAGCCCUGAUAUACUCAACAGGGUGGCCGGAGUUGAAGUGGCCGGACGGCACUGUGACUGUGCUGGACACCCCAGUUGGAGAACCGACGGUGAAACCUACGCGUCUGUACACCAUCCUGGUAGUCCGCUUUGCUGAUGGGGAUAACACUAGGGACAAGAUUACCCUUGAAUUCUCAUUCAAACAAUUAGCUGGCUGGUGGUUGGCGGUGGGGGUGGAAGUGAAGCGCGGCCUGGAAAGCACGGGACUCUACCUGCAAGCUCCCGCCUCCCCUGACUCACCGGCAGCCGUGCUUGGGAAGUCAUAUCACUGCUCGCAGCGACUUGUCUACUCAUCAGAGGAAGCUAGUCUUGAAUUUCCAAAUAUACAGAUGCAAGUGUUCAUGGAUAGCACGGAGAAGUUCGCAGACUCGUUCGAUUGUAUCACGUUCACAACUGUGCCGAUUUGGUCUGGCCUCAUGGUGACGUUGUUGAUGGUGACCGUGCUCGCGAUGUCGAUAGUGAUGUUACUGGAAAUCAAGACAAUGGACCGCUUCGAGACGAACAAAGCCAUGCAACUCACCAUCACCAUCAUCGAUUGAAAGAUUCUUAUAUCAACAAUCAUAUUCUGGAAUAUCAAUACCUUUUAAUCAUGUUGGAAUGUUAGAAAAUGUGAAUUUCAAUGAUUAUUAAAUAGAUUAUUAAUUGUAUUACUGUUCUAAGUGUUUUGAACAUAUCAAUCUCGAUGUAAACAUUCGUUGGAGUUUGACUAUUUACAGGUAGAGGUAUCAUAUGUUUCGUAACGUUGAAAUUAGUCCGUCUGUGUAUGGAUCAUGUAAAAACACGAGACAAAUGAAACCGUUAGAAUAUUUUAAAUAAUGAAACGGUUCUAAGGGUUUUAUUAAAAAUAAAUCAAAAUACUUUAUCUGUAAACUCCAUGCGCCGAAGGACGGUCGCAACCUACUCUUUAAUUAUUUAAUACUCAUAAAAAUCAUUCUAUCAAUCUGUUUAUAUAAGUAUAUGCCAUACUAAAUCUUUUAGAAAUAUUGUUUAACGGGCGAUUAGUUAAACAAUUUGUCUCCUUCUUUCAAAUGAUAAAUCAAUGAUAAAAGAGAGAAAACAGUAUUUAACUAAAUACCUGAUAAACAACGUUUUUAAAACUGUUAAUAUGU